Salmo salar (Atlantic salmon) is the source of this 7519-nucleotide messenger RNA. RefSeq lists its product as uncharacterized. Gene Ontology annotation, biological process: tachykinin receptor signaling pathway; regulation of apoptotic process. Lineage: Eukaryota; Metazoa; Chordata; Actinopteri; Salmoniformes; Salmonidae. The record is from RefSeq and is a predicted model, not a curated record.
AUGGAACAAAGAAGGGAAGAGACCAAAAGGGAGAGAGAUGCAAUUGAACAGUCGAAGGCUGAAAUAGAAAGAGCAAAAGAGGAACUGGAGAUUUGUCUGGAAGAGAGCUUUAGAGAUAUUGAUGAGAAGGAACAGAUGAAAGAUGAGAUACAGAGAUUAAUCCAAGAGGUAGAGCGAACCAGAGAAAUGGUACGACAAACAAAAGUGGCAAUGGAAAACAGGAUGGAAGAAAGCAAUAUGGAGAUGGGUGACAAAGACAGAGUGAAUGCUGUAAUCCAGAGAUUGAUUCUAGAGGUGGAACAAACCAGAGAGGUGUUAAGAAGGGUGAAAGAAGAAAUGGAACAGAGCAAGGAGGAGUUAAAAGGGGAAAAGGACGAACUCAGACUGAUGAAGACAGAGACACAAAAAAGAAAAAAAGAGCUGGAGCAAAGGAUGGAGAAGAUCAUGCGAGAGAGGGAUGAGUUAGAACUGGUGAAGUCAAAGAUACAGAGACAAAAUGAAGAGCUGAAAAAGAAGAUGGAAGAUGGAAAGACUGAGAGUGAAAACAUGGAACAGAUGAAAGAUGAAAUUGAGAAACAGAGAUAUGAACAACGAGCUGAAAUCCAAAGAGAAAGAGAAAUGUUGGAGAAAAUAAGAGAUGAGAUACAGAGAGCUAAAGAUUCCAAAGAAAUACAGCUUCAGAACGAAAAAGGGGACUUACAAAAGAAGAUGGAUGAAACAAAGCAGGAGAGGGAGAUGCUUGAGCAAAUUAAAACUGAGGUUUUGUCAGAAAGGGCCAUAUUGAAAAGACAAAUCCAUGAAACAGCAAGAGAAGGAGACGACUUGGAAUUGCUUCGGUGUGAGACCCUGAAGAAAAAGCAGGAGUUUGAGAAAAAGAAGGAUGAAGCUGUCAAGGAAGAGCUUGAACUGAGAGCUGAAAUGCAGAGAGAUAGGGAGGAGAUAGAGAGAACCAAGAAGAAAAUAGAGAGGGAGUUAAAACAAGGCAGGGAUGCCACAAGUCUAGAGAGAGACGAAAUUGAACGGAUGAAGGUUGAAAUACAGACCCAGCACGAGGAAAUGACAAGAUCCAUUGAGAGGACAAAGCAAGCCAGAGAUGUGAUGGAACAGGUGAAAGAUGAAAUUCAGAGAGAAAAAGAACUUUUGGAGAGGAUAAAGGAAGAAAGCAAUAUGGAGAUGGGUGACAAAGACAGAGUGAAUGCUGAAAGCCAGAGAUUGAUUCUAGAGGUGGAACAAACCAGAGAGGUGUUAAGAAGGGUGAAAGAAGAAAUGGAACAGAGCAAGGAGGAGUUAAAAGGGGAAAAGGACAAACUCAGACUGAUGAAGACGGAGACACAAAAAAGAAAAAAAGAGCUGGAGCAAAGGAUGGAGAAGAUCAUGCGAGAGAGGGAUGAGUUAGAACUGGUGAAGUCAAAGAUACAGAGACAAAAUGAAGAGCUGACACAGAAGAUGGAAGAUGGAAAGACUGAGAGUGAAAACAUGGAACAGAUGAAAGAUGAAAUUGAGAAACAGAGAUAUGAACAACGAGCUGAAAUCCAAAGAGAAAGAGAAAUGUUGGAGAAAAUAAGAGAUGAGAUACAGAGAGCUAAAGAUUCCAAAGAAAUACAGCUUCAGAACGAAAAAGGGGACUUACAAAAAAAGAUGGAUGAAACAAAGCAAGAGAGGGAGAUGCUUGAGCAAAUUAAAACGGAGGUUUUGUCAGAAAGGGCCAUAUUGAAAAGACAAAUCCAUGAAAUCACAAGAGAAAGAGACGACUUGGAAUUGCUUCGGUGUGAGACCCUGAAGAAAAAGCAGGAGUUUGAGAAAAAGAAGGAUGAAGCUGUCAAGGAAGAGCUUGAACUGAGAGCUGAAAUGCAGAGAGAUAGGGAGGAGAUAGAGAGAACCAAGAAGAAAAUAGAGAGGGAGUUAAAACAAGGCAGGGAUGCCACAAGUCUAGAGAGAGACGAAAUUGAACGGAUGAAGGUUGAAAUACAGACCCAGCACGAGGAAAUGACAAGAUCCAUUGAGAGGACAAAGCAAGCCAGAGAUGUGAUGGAACAGGUGAAAGAUGAAAUUCAGAGAGAAAAAGAACUUUUGGAGAGAAUAAGGGAAGAAACAAUAAGAGAGAAAGAACCCUAUGAAAAGGUCAAGUAUGAGCUAAACAGAGUAAAAGAAGAGAUGGAAAAACUCUGGGACGAUGUACAGAGGGACGAACAGGAAGAGAGAGCCAAACUGCAGAGAGAAAAUGUGGAGUUGAAUAAGAGAAUGGAGGAAAUUAAGAAAGAGCUUAACCAGAUUGAAACAAUUAAAUUUGACCUAGAGAGACAGAGAGAUGAGAUUGAAGCAAGGAUGGAGAAGACAAAGAGAGAGAUGGACCAGCUGGAACAGACGAAGGCUGAAAUACAAAGACAGAAAGAGGACAUUGAAAACAAGAUGACAAAAACAAAGAGUGAGAAAGAUGAGAUGGAAAGGAUCAAAUCUGAGAUACAGAAGCAGAAAGAGGAAAUUGAAAACAAAAUGCAACAAGCAAAGACAGAAAUGGAUGAGUUGAAAAGUGUGAGGGAAGAUAUUCAGAGACAGAGACAAGAGAUUGAGAGCAUGAUGCAAAAGGCCAAGAGAGAGAUUGGAGAGAUGGAACUAGUGAAGACUGAGAUGCAAAGGAAGAAAAAGGACCUUGAACAGAUGAUGAGAAAGACUAUGAGAAAAAAGGAAGAAAUGGAAAAGAUGAAGGAAGAAAUAGAGAGAGCUGAAGAAGAGAUGGAACAAAGAAGGGAAGAGACCAAAAGGGAGAGAGAUGCAAUUGAACAGUCGAAGGCUGAAAUAGAAAGAGCAAAAGAGGAACUGGAGAUUUGUCUGGAAGAGAGCUUUAGAGAUAUUGAUGAGAAGGAACAGAUGAAAGAUGAGAUACAGAGAUUAAUCCAAGAGGUAGAGCGAACCAGAGAAAUGGUACGACAAACAAAAGUGGCAAUGGAAAACAGGAUGGAAGAAAGCAAUAUGGAGAUGGGUGACAAAGACAGAGUGAAUGCUGUAAUCCAGAGAUUGAUUCUAGAGGUGGAACAAACCAGAGAGGUGUUAAGAAGGGUGAAAGAAGAAAUGGAACAGAGCAAGGAGGAGUUAAAAGGGGAAAAGGACAAACUCAGACUGAUGAAGACAGAGACACAAAAAAGAAAAAAAGAGCUGGAGCAAAGGAUGGAGAAGAUCAUGAGAGAGAGGGAUGAGUUAGAACUGGUGAAGUCAAAGAUACAGAGACAAAAGGAAGAGCUGAAAAAGAAGAUGGAAGAUGGAAAGACUGAGAGUGAAAACAUGGAACAGAUGAAAGAUGAAAUUCAGAGAGCGGUUGCAGAGAUAGACCUGGCAAGGGAGGAGAUACAAAGAGAAAAAAGGAUGAUCAAAGAGGACAAUGCAAAGAAAGUGAAGGAUAUGAUGGAGUCUAUGAAAGCUGAGCUUGACAGACAGAAAGAGGAAAAUAACGGAAUGAAAAAGGAAAUGCCAAUGAUGAAGGCCAUGGUCCAGAGACCACAGGAUGAAACAGAAAAAACAUAUCUUGAUAUGACAACUGAGAUACCAUUUGAGUCACAAGAGCUAAGAACCGCCAUUGAAAAAGAAAGAAGAGACUUGGAACGCAGAGAGAAAAGGAUUAUGAGAGAGAAGUAUGACCUGGAAAAGUCAAAAGCCGAGUUUGAGAAGGAAAAGGCUGAGAUGGAAAACCUGAUCACAAAACAACGAGAAGAGGACAGACAAAUUAUUGAGGACAUAGAAAAGAAAAAAGAAAAUCUCAAGCAAAUGGAUGCAGAGAUGCAAAGAAAAAGACAGGUAAUCGUAAGGGAAGUGCAAUAUAAAAAACAAAAGAUGCAGGACUUUAAAAAAGCAAAAGAUAAGUUUAAACAAACGCAAGUUAAAUUUAGCAAAGAGAAAAUUGAAAUGGGAAACAUCAAAAUGGCUACCGUGGCGGAAAGAAAGAAAUUAGCAGUAGAGCAAGCUUACAUAGAGAAACGUAAGGAGGAGAUGGAAGCCAUCCUUGAAAUGACAAAGAAGGAGAAUGAAGAUCUGCUGAACUUAAAUGCUAAAAUAGAGGGAUGGAAAGAAGACAAAGACGAAUGGGAUGAAAGCCUGAAAAGAGAAAGAAAGGAACUUGAAUAUCUGAAAAGUGAGACGCAAAAAGAAAAAGAGGACAUGAUAAGAAACAGGAACAUUUCGGAAAAAGAGAAAAAGGACUUGGAGCUGAUGAGAUCUGAGACGCAGAAAGAAAAUGGGAAGAUGGAACAAGAGAAGCUUAAGGUACAAGUUGAGAGAGAAAAGCUUGAUCAAAUGAAACUGGAGUUACAGAGAAAGUCCAAUGACCUAGAUAUGAUCAUAGAAGACACAAAAAGGGAGAAAGUAAGUGCAUCACAAAUUUCUAUCCAAAUACAACAACAAAAGAACAAAAUUGAUUGUUUGGUGGAGGAGACAAAGAGGAGUAAAAUAGAAGAAGAAUUGAUGAGAGCUGAAAUAAAAAGACAGAAAGAGGAAAUACACAGCAAACAAGACAUUCUAUCAAAGGAGAGAGAAGAUCUGAAUAAACUCAGAACAAAGGUAAACAAUCAGAGAGAAGAGAUUGAAAAAGAGCAAAUUAAAGAGACAUUUCUAAUUAAUCAGACAAAGACAGAGAUGGAACAAGAGAGAUGUGAGUUGGACAGAAAAAAGAAAAUGAUAGAGCAGAAUAUGGAUGAGCUAAAGCAGAGAAAGUGUGAGAUGAGAAAAGUAGAAAACAUGAUUGUCGAGCUUAAAAAAGAAGAAGAGAGUAUAACAAACGAGAUGAAUAGGAUGAGAAAGAACACAGAGCAGAAAAAUCUUGAAACACAGAGACGGUCUGAAGACAUAAAUCAGCUCAUGGAUGACACAAGAAGGGAGAGGGGGAAGGUUGAAGAACUGGCUAUCCAAACUCAAAAACAAAGAGAAGAAAUGGUGGGUUUAAUGGAAAUGAACAAACAAAAGCAGAACGAACUGGAACUCAUGAAUGACAAGAUUGAAAGAGAGAAACAAGACAUCGAAGAAAGUCGGGAUGUGCUAACAAAGGAGAGAGAGGAGCUGGAACAAAUGAGGAAUGAGACACAGCGACAGAGAGAGGAGACAGAAUCUCACAUGGAAGACCAAAGGAAAGAGAAAGAACAUCUGGAACAAAUGACGACGGACAUGAAAAAACAGUUGCUAGAGAUGGAUAAUGACAAGGAAAUGAUAGAAAGCUCAAUGGGUGAACUGAGAUUGAAAGAGGCAGAAAUGGUGAGAGAAAAGGAGAACAUGGAAAACAAGAUGGCUAGACUCAAAGACGAAGAGGAUGGAAUGCGGGAAGAAAUAGGAAGGAAGAUGGACAACUUGAAGCAAGAAAGUCAUGAAAUCAAAAGACUUAGAGAUGAAAUUGACAGUGAAAAGCACCAGCUGAAUGCAAAAUUGCUUGAGUUGGAAAAAAUGCGUGAAGAACUAGAUAGAGAGAAGAAGGAAGUGAAAGACAGGAAGGAUGAAGUACUGAAAGAGAAAGAUCAGUUGGAAGAGAGGCAAGAUAAGAUCAGUAAGGAGAAAGAGGAAUUGGAUAUAAGUCUUGAACUGAUGAAAAGACAAAGGGAAGACUUGACGAGCUUGAAGGCUGAAGCAGAAGCACAGACCGAGCCUAUGGAAAAAGACUGGAAGGAAAAGCUCACGAGGGAAAGACAACAACUUGAAGAUGUAAAGGAGGAGAUACAGAAGGAAAAAGAAGCCUUUGAGAGAAAGAAGGGAUUGACCACGAAAGAAAGAGAUGAGUUUGAGCUGAUGAAGUCUGAAACCCAGGGACAAUUGGAGGAAAUAGAAGAAAGCAAACAAGACAUUCGUGUGGAGAAGGAAAAGCUGGAUCAGAUCAAAGCUGAGUUAGAAAGGCGAUCUGAAAACAUAAAUCAGGUCAUGGAUGAGACAAGACGGGAGAGGGGGAAGGUUGAAGAACUGGCUAUCCAAACUCAAAAACAAAGAGAAGAAAUGGUGGGUUUCAUGGAAAUGAACAAACAAAAGCAGAACGAACUGGAACUCAUGAAUGACAAGAUUGAAAGAGAGAAACAAGACAUCGAAGACAGUCGGGAUGUGCUAACAAAGGAGAGAGAGGAGCUGGAACAAAUGAGGAAUGAGACACAGCGACAGAGAGAGGAGACAGAAUCUCACAUGGAAGACCAAAGGAAAGAGAAAGAACAUCUGGAACAAAUGACGACGGACAUGAAAAAACAGUUGCUAGAGAUGGAUAAUGACAAGGAAAUGAUAGAAAGCUCAAUGGGUGAACUGAGAUUGAAAGAGGCAGAAAUGGUGAGAGAAAAGGAGAACAUGGAAAACAAGAUGGCUAGACUCAAAGACGAAGAGGAUGGAAUGCGGGAAGAAGUAGGAAGGAAGAUGGACAACGUGAAGCAGGAAAUUCAUGAAAUCAAAAGACUUAGAGAUGUAAUUGACAGUGAAAAGGACCAGCUGAAUUCAAAAUUGCUUGAGUUGGAAAAAAUGCUUGAAGAACUAGAUAGAGAGAAGAAGGAAGUGAAAGACAGGAAGGACGAAGUACUGAAAGAGAAAGAUCAGUUGGAAGAGAGGCAAGAUAAGAUCAGUAAGGAGAAAGAGGAAUUGGAUAUCAGUCUUGAACUGAUGAAAAGACAAAGGGAAGACUUGACGAGCUUGAAGGCUGAAGCAGAAGCACAGACCGAGCCUAUGGAAAAAGACUGGAAGGAAAAGCUCACGAGGGAAAGACAACAACUUGAAGAUGUAAAGGAGGAGAUACAGAAGGAAAAAGAAGCCUUUGAGAGAAAGAAGGGAUUGACCAUGAAAGAAAGAGAUGAGUUUGAGCUGAUGAAGUCUGAAACCCAGGGACAAUUGGAGGAAAUAGAAGAAAGCAAACAAGACAUUCGUGUGGAGAAGGAAAAGCUGGAUCAGAUCAAAGCUGAGUUAGAAAGGCGAUCUGAAAACAUAAAUCAGGUCAUGGAUGAGACAAGACGGGAGAGGGGGGAAGGUUGAAGAACUGGCUAUCCAAACUCAAAAACAAAGAGAAGAAAUGGUGGGUUUCAUGGAAAAGAUCAAACAAAAGCAGAACGAACUGGAACUCAUGAAUGACAAGAUUGAAAGAGAGAAACAAGACAUCGAAGAAAGUCGGGAUGUGCUAACAAAGGAGAGAGAGGAGCUGGAACAAAUGAGGAAUGAGACACAGCGACAGAGAGAGGAGACAGAAUCUCACAUGGAAGACCAAAGGAAAGAGAAAGAACAUCUGGAACAAAUGACGACGGACAUGAAAAAACAGUUGCUAGAGAUGGAUAAUGACAAGGAAAUGAUAGAAAGCUCAAUAGGUGAACUGAGAUUGAAAGAGGCAGAAAUGGUGAGAGAAAAGGAGAACAUGGAAAACAAGAUGGCUAGACUCAAAGACGAAGAGGAUAGAAUGCGGGAAGAAAUAGGAAGGAAGGUGGACAACUUGAAGCAGGAAAGUCAUGAAAUCAAAAGACUUAGAGAUGAAAUUGACAGUGAAAAGGACCAGCUGAAUGCAAAAUUGCUUGAGUUGGAAAAAAUGCGUGAA